AUCUUGUCCAGGAAAAUGAUUCUUGUAGUGAUUAUGGCAGUCGUGACAAACCAGGGACUGCUUUAGGAAGAACUGUGCCGGAUGGGAAUGUGCUUUUUCCAGAUAUUUUUCACACCGAUCAUCUUUUGUUUUAUGAGCGAUUUAAAGCAUAUCAGGAUUACAUCCUGGCUGACUGCAAAGCUUCUGAGGUGAAAGAAUUCACAGCUGAGUACCUGGAGAAGGUCCUUGAACCAUCUGGAUGGCAGGCAGUCUGGCGCACUAAUGUGUUUGAAGUCCUUGUUGAGGUUGUUGAUGUGGAGUACUCGGCUCUGAAAGCAGUUGUGCACCUCAGCAAGCCUUUCCUGUGCGAGUCACGGGAUAGCACCUUUACCUUGGAGUGCAUGCAGGAACUCUUGGAGCUGAAGGAGCGUCAGAUACCACUGCAGGAGCUGUGGGUUGUGUAUGAUGAGUCAGGAGAGUUUGACCAGACAGCACUAGCUGUAGAGCAUGUCAGGUUCUUUUACCAGUGCAUCUGGAGGACCUGGGACGAAGAGGAGGAGGAUGAUUUUGAUUACUUUGUGCGAUGUGUUGAGCCUCGGUUAAGACUGCAUUAUGACAUCCUUGAACACCGUGUACCUUCUGGGCUUGUAGCUGAUUACCACAACUUGUUGUCUCAAUGUGAAGAACUUUACAGGAAAUUUUUAAAUGUGAGGAACAGCAUAUCAAGCAGUGAUUCGGACUCAGAAGUAGAAAAUGUCUCAAUGGUGGAAGGACUAAAAUUGUAUGAGAAAAUAGAGCACUUAAAACAAAAGCUAAAACUAAUUGAGAAUCCUCUGCUGAGGUACGUGGUGGGUCUGUGGAAGGAGGAGGGCCAG
Molecule: messenger RNA, 854 nt
Organism: Apaloderma vittatum (bar-tailed trogon)
Lineage: Eukaryota; Metazoa; Chordata; Aves; Trogoniformes; Trogonidae
Product: SHC SH2 domain-binding protein 1-like
Exons: 5
Biological process (GO): fibroblast growth factor receptor signaling pathway
Source: RefSeq, a predicted model, not a curated record